This is a messenger RNA of Cladocopium goreaui, 438 nucleotides long. Lineage: Eukaryota; Dinophyceae; Suessiales; Symbiodiniaceae. The record is from the annotation of a GenBank genome assembly.
AUGCCGGUCCUAUGCGCAGACCCCGCAGACCCGCAGACCCCGCAGCCAUGCAGCGUUCCAGGCUCCACAUUGUUGCUGGAAACCCUGUACAUUCAGAUGGAGUUCUGCGAUGGAACGACAUUGAGAGAGGCGAUUGUCAGUGGUGAACUGCAGAAGGAUGAAGCUUUGAUAUGGAAAUUGACCCACCCAGAUGGUGGGACCAGCCUUGGCAUGAUGAUGGCUGGUGGCAUGGGCAAUGGCGAUGGCAAAGAAGAGAUUCUGAUGGUGGUUCGCAUGGAGACCAAUGGCAAGAUGAAGAUGCGUGACAACGUGACCAGGACAGCUCCAAUGGCAAUAGAGGUGCUGGAGAUGCUGAAAGAAGCCGCAGUGAGAGCCGCAAGCCGCCCAGAACAGGAAAAGAACAUGUCCCGAGUGUUGGUGGAGAGUCAGAAGGGAUAA